AUGACGCAACCAAUGAGACUCCCUUCGGGGUAUAGCCCUAUAAAAAAAUAUGUCUUCACGAAAGUAACGCAAAUGAUAAGCACAACUUAUUACCUCAUGUCUCUUUACCAAAGAUGGGAAGAGUUUUACUAUUGUGAGAACGCAUACAAAAACAACUGCGAAGUUGUAGUUAAUAUUCAAGUUGAACCAGUAGUUGUGAAGAUUGAGGGACAUGAGAUAGAAGAAAAGAGUGGAAGUAUGGAUGAAAAUGAGGUCGUGUGGUUUGAGGUUGCAGACAAGAGAAUAAGUUUGAAAAAUGCUGUUAUUAUGAGGAUGGAAAGGGAAGAGUUGAAUUUUGGGUGGAAGAGUGAUCCUCAAGAAACGGUGAUUGAGAGAUCUAGCAAAUUUAGUGGUGGUGAUUCGAACUGGAAGAGCUAUAGAUGUUAUGUGUUGGUGAAGAGCUUUGUGUUGAAGAGAAGGGAUGAGAGUAUAGUUGUGACAUUUGAGUUCAGACAUGUUAAUAAGUUGAAUACCAAGUGGGAAUUAUAAGAGUUUCUUGUGUUGAAGCUUUCUUGUGUGUUGGUAGUGUUUUUAUUCA
Raphanus sativus (radish) is the source of this 577-nucleotide messenger RNA. RefSeq lists its product as uncharacterized. The coding region runs from base 1 to 528 and encodes 175 amino acids. The transcript has 2 exons. Lineage: Eukaryota; Viridiplantae; Streptophyta; Magnoliopsida; Brassicales; Brassicaceae. The record is from RefSeq and is a predicted model, not a curated record.